AUGGCGUUCAAUAUAGAGCCCUGCCAACCUGACACCUCCUCAGUUCCUUCCGCCAGUGACGCCCUGGGCGUGAAUGGUCAGCACCUGGAAAUACCGCUCCUCCGUGGUCCUCUUUUUCAGACACAUCGGAGUCUGACUCCUGUCGGUCUCGUAGGAGCAGGAGCAGACGGUCCGCGUCAACACAGGACCGGUACCCUUACCCGGCACUGUGGCCCGUGCAAUAGCAGCUUCUUGCGCAGUGGCCCUUUGGAUUCCCUGGGCUUUUCAUCAAAGCCAAAGUCAGAGUCAAGGGUCACAUUGCAGGGUGAUGUCGGUGGCUGCGGUCCUGUUCGUACCCCCUCCAGCAUUGUUGGCAUCAGCAGGAUCUGGGGUAGCCCCAUUGCCACCCGGCACGUCCAUUCUGACGCCGCCGGCACCGGCCCCAGUUGUUUUAGCUCCAAUCUCUCCGACACCAACAACGGCUUUGGCACCAACUGCAAUUCCGGCAUUGACGAUGGCCUCAGCACCGAUGACACUUUUGGCACUGGCGGCGGUGUAUGCAAUCCCGACACCGAGGGGCGUGACACCAUGCGGGUUGGCACCAGCCCAAGAAAUCCAGGUGCCACAGGACCCCUUGCGUGUAGAAGGAAGGGAGCAGCCACCUCUUACGGGAGUCUCUUCCUCAUCCUCACCGGACAAGGCGCUGCCAGGCACAGCUACGGCCCCAGUGCUGGAGGACAGCAGGGUGCUAUAGCAAUUGCUGCAGCGGGUUGCCCAGGGCCUGGUCAUUCAGGCAGAGGAGGUAGUGGAGGACACAGAUCCAAUGGUAGACAUUCUUGCCCCCUCUGGACCUGCACAUAUUGCCCUGCCUCUUAUAAAAGACCAACUCUGACACCACAAAAACUUUGUGGCAGACCCCAGCUGCAUUGUCCCUUACGGCUAAGCGCAACGAAAGGCACUACUUUGUGCUGUCCAGGGGCUACGAGCAUUUGUAUACCCCCACCUAAUUCUCUUGUGGUUGAUGCUGCCAACCAAAAUGAAUGCUAGGGCUCCAGGGACUCUCCCUGAAGAAUCGGGAGGCAUAAGAACAUAAGAAUGGCCGUACUUGGUCAGACCAAAGGUCCAUCUAGCCCAGUAUCCUGUCUACUGACAGUGGCCAAUGCCAGGUGCCCCAGAGGGAGUGAACCUAACAGGUAAUGAUCAAGUGAUCUCUCUCCUGCCAUCAAUCUCCACCCUCUGACAAACAGUCUAGGGACACCAUUCCCUAGAUGCAAAACAACUCGACCUUUAUGGGAGAAAGGUCUAUUCCACUGGCAGAUUGCAGCUCUGCAUCUUUAAUCAGCAGGCCAUUGUCAGCAGGUACUGGUAUAACACAUGUGGGGCAGUGGCGAAGUUUGCGGAACUGAUGUUGCAGGACUCCCGCGUUGAGUUUUUGGCUCUGGUGGAGGAGGGGAAGCUCAUUUCACGAGCUUCGCUACAAACCGCACUGGACGGAGCGGCUAUCCGCAUAAUGGCCAUGGGCAUAGCCAUGAGAAAGGUCUCCUGGCUCCAGGUCUUAGGCCUGCCGUAUGAAGUCGAACAGACUAUUCAGGAUCUCCCAUUCGAGGAUUCAGCUCCUUUCUGAGAAAACAGACAAAAGGCUACAUAGCCUAAAGGACCCGAGAGCCACUCUCAAAUCAUUGGGCCUCCAUACUCCUGCUACACAGCGGAAGCAUUUUAAACCGCAACCUCCUCCGCGCUUCUACCAGCAGAACUAUCAGGCCGGUUCCUGGAGGAGGAAUGGUAGUGGCAGGAAAAAGCCUCACCCAUCCUCAGGCCAGGCUCUGGCCAAUCCAAACCACCUUCCAGUCCCAAACUGGCCUUUUGAAGGUGCAGUUGAGGACGGUGCCCCAGAAUAAAAACUGGAUCUACCCCACCUUACCUUUUUCGUCCCAACUGUCCCCUUUCUACCGUGCGUGGUCCCGUAUCACUUUGAAUCGCUGGGUGCUCUGUACGGCAGAGAGGGGGAUACUCCAUCCAAUUCUGUGCCCUCCCACCCCUCUUCCCCGUCCCUCUUCAGGGACCCCUUCCCCUAGCAAUUCCUUAUACUGGAGGUGCACUCACUCCUUUUGCUAGGGGCUAGGGAAAGAGGUUCCUCAGGAACAGAAGGGCAUGGUUUUCUAUUCUCGGUAUUUCCUAAUACUGAAAGCCAAGGGUGGGCUCAGGCCCAUACUAGACCUGCGAGAAUUCGACAAAUUUGUGAAGACGCUCAAGCUCCGCAUGGUCUCUCUGGCCUCCAUCUUCCCUUCAUUGGAUCCAGGAGACUGUAUGCCACCCUCGACUUGGAGGAUGCAUACUUUCACAUAACGAUAACUCAGUCCCACAGAAAAUACCUCAGGUUUGUGGUGAACAACACCCACUGUGAGUUCACAGUACUCCUGUUCUGCCUGUCGGACACUUCAAGUAUUCACCAAGUGCAUGGCAGUCGUGGCCACAUUCCUCCACAGGCGACAAGUACAGGUCGACGACUAGCUGAUCAAAGGCUGAUCCAGGACUCAAGCCUUCAUAAGAGCUUCUUUCGACAAACUGGGUCUGCUACUGAACAAGGGGAAAUCAAAGCUGUCCCUGGUUCAGAGGAUAGGAUUUGUGGGGGCAAUACUGGACUUGACACACGCCAGGGCAUUUCUUCCAGAAGUGAGAUUUCAAGCUCUGGGUGACAUUAUUCGAGGUCUCAGACAAUUCCACAGCACGGAACUGCCUGAAACUUCUUGAACAUAUGGCAGCUUGUACCUAUGUAGUACAGACUCACACUUUGACCUCUUCAGUCAUGGCUGGCGUCAGUGUAUCGGCCAGCCCAGGACAAUUUGGACAGGAUUGUACCCCUGCCUCGUCCGGUACUCGACUUCCUCCUGUGGUGUCUCGACCCGCAGGUAGUAUGUGCAGGGAUCCCUUUCACCACUCCUCAGCCAUCCCUCUCGCUAGUGACAGACGCGUCAGACUUGGGCUGGAGCCACAUUUGGGAGACCUGAGAACACAAGACUUCUGGUCUCAGGUGUAUCUUGCUCUCUACAUCAAUGUCAGAGAGCUGAGAGCGGUAUGCCUGGCAUACCAGAUUUUCCAAGCAUAUCUAGCAGGGAGACGUGCAUCAGUCAUGACAGACAACACCACGGUGAUGUUUUAUAGCAACCAACAGGCGGCUGCAUGCUCCUCUCCCGUGCCCGGAAGCCUCAUGCUAUGGGACUUCUGUGUAGAACACUCUGUACACCUGCAAGCAUCGUACCUCCCUGGAGUACAGAACGAGUUGGCAGACCAUCUCAGCAGGUCGUUCUAUGGACACGAAUGGGCCCUUCGCCCAGACAUCGUGAACUCAAUUUUCCAUCAGUGUGGUUUUCCCCAGAUAGACCUGUUCACCACGCGAUGCAACAGGAAGUGUCAGCAGUUUUGCUCUUCCUGAAUCACAGCCCAGGCUCCAUCGCGGACACGUUCCUCUUCCCAUGGGGAGGCCGUCUCCUAUACGCGUUCCCACCCAUCCCUCUCGUUCACAAGGUGCUCAAGAUACAGAGGGAAGAAACUUUGGGAUUCUGAUAGCUCCAGCCUGGCCCGCCAACACUGGUACGCAUCACUCCUGCAAAUGUCUGUGGAAGCUCCAGUCACGUUGCCGCUCUUCCCGGACUUACUAACUCAGGAUCACGGCCAUCUCCAGCAUCCGAGCCUAGAGUUGCUGCACCUCACAGCAUGGAAGCUCCAUGGCUGAAACCAGUGGAGCUCUCCUGCUCAGACUCGGUUAGGCAAGUCCUCCUGGUCAGUAGAAAGCCCUCCACCACCAGGGCUACCUACCUUGCUAAGUGGAAGAGAUUUUCAAUCUGGUCGGCACAGCAUCAUCCAUCCCUGACGCUCGCCUCUGGGCCACUUAUAUUAGACUAUCUCCUCCAUCUCAAGCAGCAGGGGCUGUCCAUGUCGUCAAUAAGGGUCAUCCAGGUGCAAAAGACCUCUCGGUCUUUGCCUACCCUAUGGUCAGCCGUUUCCUUAAAGGGCUCAAUAGGCUAUACCUGCAUGUCCGGCAGCCUGUCCCGGCUUUGGAUCUCAAUCUGGUCCUUUCCAGACUCAUGGGACCACCCUUUGAACCUUUGGCGACGUGCUCCCUGCUCCAUCUCUCAUACAAGGUAGCAUUUCUGGUAGUGAUAACCUCAGCCAGGAAGGGUGUCUGAGCUCAAGGCCCUGACUUUAGAGCCCCCUUACACUGUGUUCCAUAAGGACAAAAUCCAGCUGAGACCUCACCCAGUUUUCCUCCUGAAGGUUGUCUCCCAGUUUCACAUCAACUAGGACAUCUUCAUCCCAGUAUUUUAUCCUUAACCGCACUCAAGUGGCAGGUAGCAAAGACUUUACUCAUUGGAUGUCUGCAGAGUGCUAGCCUUCGACAGAACAAAACCUUUCCGAAAGUCGGUGCAGUUAUUCGUGGCAGUGGCGGACAGAAUGAAAAGUUGUCCUGUCUCUUCUCAACGGAUUUCGUCAUGGAUCAUGUCCUGCAUCCGGGAAUGCUACAACCUGGCAGGGGUCCCUGCUUUUUCGAUCACUGUGCACUCCACCAGAGCUCAAGCCUCUUCAACAGCAUUCCUGGCACAGGUUCCCACCCAGGAUGUUUGCAGAAUGGCGACAUAGUCCUCCAUUCACUCUUUCACCAUGCACUAUGUAAUAGCCCAGCAGACCAGAGACGAUGCAACCUUUGGAAGAGUGGUGCUCCAAUCAGUGGACGACUCUGACGCCACCUCCUGAACUUGAGCUUGUGAGUCAUCUGAUUGGAAUGGACAUGAACAAGCACUCAAAGAAAAAACGGUUAUUCACCUUUUCUUAACUGUUCUUUGAAAUGUGUUCAUGUCCAUUCCAAUACCCAGCCUCCUACCCCUCUGUUGGAGUAGCCGUGAAGAAGGAACUGAGAGUGUGGCGGGUCGGCAGGGCUCUAUAUUGAGCGCCAUAAAGGCACGACUCCAGGGGGCGCCUAGGCCGACCCGACAGAUGCUGCUAUGGGAAAAUCUUCCAGCUACCGUCCACGUGCGUGCGCGCACACCUACUUGGAAUGGACAUGAACAACACAUCUCGAAGAACAACAGUUACGAGAAGACGAGUAACCAUUUUUUCUUCAAGAUGUGCAGGCCUUAUCUGUAUUCCACUACCUGUCCUCCUUCCCCACUGCUUCACAUAAUGACUAGAUUUGACUAGAGAAGGAUCAGUCUGCCCCGUCCCACCCCUUAUACCCUCCGUAUAGAGCAUGAGGAGAGCAGGGAUGCAGGUGCAGACCAACUACUUGUAAGAAUUUUCCGGUCUUAGGUCAGUGCAGCGUAGGAAUACCCACAGUGGAAUACAGAUAGGGACCAGACAUCUCGAAGAACUCCAGUUACAACAAGAUAAUUAACGUCCCUUUUCCAUUAUAACUUUAUAAAUAUAAUUUUUUUUUAUAACCCUAAUUUUGACUCUAUUCAUGAGGUUGGGACUCUUCAUAUGUACUCUUAAAGCAAGAGGAAAAUUUUGGGGGCAAGAAUUUUAAAUCAAUCUGACAAGCUAAUUUUGAAUCAUAACCGUUGAAAAAUUGAAAUGAUUUGGAGAGAGGGGGUGGGGGAGGAAUUGACUCUAGGCCUCAUGUCAGUCUGUCAUUCUGAGGCUAUGUAGUCCAAGGAAAAGUAUAGCAGGCGUAUUCCAUAUUAAAAUAUUUUUGUUAAAGACUGUUGGGGAGACCCAAAAAAGAUAUGUGACGUUUACAAUAUAUCAAUGGUCAAAGCAGAGCCAGAGGAUGGAUUGAUUGACAGGAUCCAGUCACUGCUUUUGCAAGUUGUUUCUUGACUAAUUUGAGAUCAAGACAGGACGAGCUGGAUAGUUCGAGGGGCUGAAGGUAAUAGAAGUUUUUUCACAAUUAGCAUGUUGAGGUAAAGAUCCAGGUCCUCAAAGCAUUAGGUGUUUAAUUUCUUUUGGGAAUGGGAGUUAGGUAUCUAAAUAAUUUUGAGGAUCUAGGCCAAGAUGUCUUUUUCACUAGCCAUCGCUCCUCAAAGGGCAUGAAAACUUUCUGCGAGAGGGGAAUUCUGCCCUGUCUCAUGCUGGAAGUACUAGACUCAGCUGAAUGAAAAGGUUGUAGUGGAUGUAUUUUUAAAGGGAGAAUUUUAUCACCUUUUGAUAAUUAGCUGGCCAUAAUGUGGAUAUUUUAAAGUAUUGGCUACUUUGGAGCAAGGCUCUCCAACUGGAAGGGACAGUGGUCUGUCCCGCUAUGUUCAGUGUUGUGUAAAUUGUUGAGAUUAAAGUUAGUCUUAAACCUUUAAAAAAUUAUUUUACCAGAUGUAGUAUAUGUAUAUUUUAAGUGUUUAAAAUUAUGGUUUUUUAGGUAUUAUAUGUCUGUACAGGUUCAGCUGCAAUGUGAUGUGAUCAAUAUCCCAUGUCCUAAACAGUCGUUUCAGGCCUGAAUACAAUUCUUCCUAAAUAUUUAUUUAUGCUUUAUAAUAUCCUCCUGUAUAAUCUAGGCUCCCACUAUUUGUAGAUGAGAUAAAAAAUAGCAGCUGAGAAACAAAGUAAAUAAAUUAAAGUUAUAUCAAAUUAUUAUUUAUUUAACAGGGAGAACUCAAAGGAAGGAACAGAGCUUAUGUCCUGGGAUUCUUAGGUGUCUCCUCUCUGCAUGAAGUAUUCAACAGUGUUGCAAAAGUCUGGAUGUACUAUGGAGCCUCCAAAAUAUUUUUUACUCUGCAAAUUUUUCAAGCCUCCCUCCUCUGUCCCGAAGGCUAUCUCAGAUAAGGCAGCGAAAAAAACGGACGUGAGAUGAAAUGUUCUUGGAAAUCAUGCAAUCGACCCGCGAUGAAAGAGCUCAUCCGAAUGAGUGGAAGGACAAGGUCUCAAAGUACAGGAAAGAUGCCAGGAGGGACCAACGUGAGGACAGGAGGGACGUUCGAGAUGAGAG
Molecule: messenger RNA, 6892 nt
Organism: Chrysemys picta bellii (western painted turtle)
Lineage: Eukaryota; Metazoa; Chordata; Testudines; Emydidae
Source: RefSeq, a predicted model, not a curated record